Camelina sativa (false flax) is the source of this 1407-nucleotide messenger RNA. Its product is annotated as phosphoglycolate phosphatase 1A, chloroplastic. Gene Ontology annotation, molecular function: phosphatase activity. Lineage: Eukaryota; Viridiplantae; Streptophyta; Magnoliopsida; Brassicales; Brassicaceae. Gene Ontology annotation, cellular component: cytoplasm. The record is from RefSeq and is a predicted model, not a curated record.
UUAAAAAGAAAUAUACCAAAAGAAGCGGAAACAGAAAAGAAAAGAGAAAAAAAAAAAUGCUGAUGAGUAGAUCAGUUGCUUCAGCCGUUUCACAGGUCUCUUCUUCUACUUCUUCGCUCUUACCAAACUCUAAACAACUCUUCUCCUUCAAAACGCUAUCUGGAUAUCGUUCUUCUUCUUUCUGCGGCGGCUCCAUUCGUAAAGUCAACCAUAAGCCUCUACAAAUGACGAGUUCCAGUAUGACUCCAAGAGCUAUGGCCUCGAAGCAGCUUGAGAACGCUGAUCAGCUCAUUGAUUCCAUCGAAACCUUUAUCUUCGAUUGUGACGGAGUAAUCUGGAAGGGAGAUAAACUGAUUGAGGGAGUUCCUGAAACUCUUGAUAUGCUUCGUGCCAAGGGAAAGAGGUUGGUUUUUGUCACAAACAACUCAACAAAGUCUAGGAAACAGUAUGGCAAAAAGUUUGAGACUCUUGGUCUGAAUGUUAACGAGGAAGAGAUAUUUGCUUCAUCUUUUGCUGCAGCUGCUUACUUACAGUCUAUUAAUUUCCCAAAAGAUAAGAAGGUCUAUGUGAUUGGUGAGGAAGGUAUCUUGAAAGAGCUUGAACUUGCUGGUUUUCAAUACCUUGGAGGGCCGGAUGAUGGUAAAAAACAGAUUGAAUUGAAGCCAGGAUUCCUAAUGGAGCAUGAACAUGAUGUGGGAGCUGUUGUGGUUGGAUUUGAUCGCUAUUUCAACUACUACAAAAUUCAGUACGGAACACUUUGUAUCCGUGAGAACCCGGGUUGUCUUUUCAUUGCGACAAACCGAGAUGCUGUCACGCACCUUACUGAUGCUCAAGAAUGGGCAGGUGGUGGCUCUAUGGUUGGUGCUCUUGUUGGAUCCACUCAACGUGAGCCUCUUGUUGUUGGAAAACCCUCAACUUUUAUGAUGGACUAUUUAGCAGACAAAUUUGGAAUUCAGAAGUCACAGAUAUGCAUGGUGGGUGAUAGACUGGACACUGACAUUUUAUUCGGGCAAAAUGGCGGUUGCAAAACUCUCCUCGUCCUCUCGGGUGUUACUUCAAUCUCAAUGUUGGAAAGCCCUGAUAACAAGAUACAACCCGAUUUUUACACCAGCAAGAUCUCCGAUUUUCUAUCCCCCAAAGCAGCAACUGUAUAAUCAAGUAAGCUCCAGCAUCAAUCACUCUGCAGAACUCAGGAUACUGAAUCUUUUUUAUGGGUUUAUAAAUACAGUCUAUUCAUACUUUUUCUUUGUUUUGGCAAAGCUUCUUUUAUUUGCAGUGCCUACGUGUUGCAUAGCAAAUUAACGAGCCAAUAAGUAUUGUUUAGGAAGAGUUUAUUGAACCAAGAUUUGAUCUGUAAGAGUAAGACUCUUCAUUGACUUUAAACAUUUUCUUAUGUGGUUAUGUGCA